GAGCGUACACAACCAUACAUCCACAGACGGCUAAUGAAACACAAAAUACAAAUACAAGAAAGAAAAAAUUAAAUACCCUUUCAUUACUGAGAAAAAUGAAAAUUACAGUACAACUGCCGCCCCCUCCCAAAUUCGCCUCGGUCAAGAGCCCCCGCGCCGCACGGACUUGGGUGACGUCAUUCCGUGUAGACUCGAAUUGUUUGCUAUAAUUCUUCGCCGCGCGAUGUUCGAGAUCUACAUUGAUUUUGCGUACCGUGAAUCCGUUCUGCUUUUUAUCGAUUGAAGUUUGAGAAGUUUUGAGAAGUCUUUCUAAAGAGAAUGGCUACCCCAGUCGUCAGGGCAGAUGCACAAGAUGAUUUAGUUAUGGAAUUUGAGUGUGAGGAGGAUGGCAGUUGCGGGGAAAGCGGUGAAAAUGACAGUGUCAGUGGUAGUAGUGACAGUCCGGACAGUGGCAGCAGCAGUGAUACCGACAGCGAUUCAAGUGAUGCAGACGCCGGAGAACACGGGCGUAUCGUCGAGUGGGAGUAUGAGCCUUUACCUCGUGGUGAACCUGGGCAAAAUGUUGGCGAUGCUGGAAGGGCCAACAACGCAAAUCGGCUUCAUGAAAAUGUCGAGGAUUGGUGUACAUGUGGAAGAUGUCGUGUGCCUCCAUCUUUCAAUGAAGGUGAUUGUGUCUGUUGUCAGGAAAUUGCUGAGGUCAAGGCAGAGGCUGAUCGACAGGGUUCAAGUUGUCUGGUGGAUUCUGAGGAGUUUGAGCCGGCCAUCCUAAAUGCGACAACAUUGUACAUCGGAUGGAUGGAGUACACAGAUAGGUGGCGCCGAGCAGCCAAAGCAUUUGGGGACAGGAACAAUGAAAAAUACAGGUAUGUGGCGUACAGGAAAGUCGUGAGAUGGUGUUGGGGCUGGCUCGGGAAGGACAUCAGGGUGCAACUGCCAGCAUGUGUCCAUGCCUCAAUAAUGGAAGCGUAUCCUGAUGGACGUGGUCAGUACAAAGGGACCAUCCUGCGUCGGUUGAGAUGAGGAUGUAACAUCAACUAUUGUCUUGCGAACUUUGAAUGACUGUCAUCUUCUAUGUGAUUGUCAGCCAUCUUCUGUACGUUAUUUGUGAUCAUCGGCUUUCAUCUUCAUAUUCAUCACAAAUACUAUUGUUUGAACUUCUCAUGAUGGUAUGGUUGCUAUGAACUUUGAUCUCGACAUUUGAUUCUAAUUUCCAAGAGCUGAUAUUCGAACUUUUGCAAAACUGUGAUCAAGCAACGAUUUCUUAUGAGGAAGAAUGUUGAAAUCUAUAUAAACAAGCAACAAAAAAAAACAAAAAAA
Molecule: messenger RNA, 1317 nt
Organism: Strongylocentrotus purpuratus (purple sea urchin)
Lineage: Eukaryota; Metazoa; Echinodermata; Echinoidea; Camarodonta; Strongylocentrotidae
Exons: 3
Coding region: 319-1020 (233 amino acids)
Source: RefSeq, a predicted model, not a curated record